GUGUGGACACAGUCAAGAUGCCAAGAAGGACCUUAAAAAGGCUCGGUCAGAGUCUGAGACCGAGGCCUGCAAAACACAGCUCUCAAGUCCUGUCAUGAAGAAUCAGGACGGUAAUAAAGAAUGUUUUGACCUUCCACAAACGACAAGUGGUGCUGUAUCCGAGGGCGAUCGUCUGAUAGUUGAGCAGGUGUCUGCAGAGGUGACAAAGCAAUUAGAAGAGAAGAAGGGAGGUGAGAAAGAGGGUGAUAAUUCACAUGCUCAGUCUGAAGUCCGGCCUCAGGAUUCUGCUAAAGUUGAAGAAAAAGCAGGUAAGCAGCGACCUCUGACCUCAUCAUCUGUGCUUCCACCUGAAACUGUUACCUGCACACCUUUAAAUGAUGUCACCGCCAAGCUACCUGUUGAGAAACUCUCUUCUUGCCUUGACCCUGGUUCAAAACCUGAAAUGUUGAACUCAGCCUCCCCUCAGACAAAGCCUUGUGACCCCAGUUUCCAGCCUUCCACAAAGUCAGAUCAAACACCUGCCUUUGGACAAACGAACACCAGCGAAUCCAAAACUCACUCCACUGAUCCCACAACGGAUGAAUCAGCGACUUCAGAAGCAGCAGCGGCCUCUGACGAGUCAAUUCCCGCUAUUGAGCAAUGUGCCAGUAAUCCUGCUUUUGUGCCGCGGCCUCCUGGUCCGAUGUUGAGUCACUUGGAGUUCAUUAGAGACGGUGAUAUCUCUCCUCCUCCUGAGCAGACAGACGGCGGCACUAAAGUCUCUGCAGAAGUUAAAGGCGACAAUGACAGGAAAGUGGCACAAGAUAAUGUUAAAGAAGAUAAGACUCGUCCUAAACUGGAGGAUAAAAAUGAUGCUGCGUUGUCGAAUUCUGCAAUGAAUCUUGGGGAUAUUGCAUCUUCAAAAGAGGAAAAUGUGACUCCUCCGAUUCAGCCUCCUGGUGCAGUGGGCGGAUCCGAUAAUGUAAUUUCUCUAUCACACACCAAGCCAGACUCCUCCGUUGGCAUUAAACCUGUAAUUUGUGAAUCAUCCAUUAAGGAUGAUGUCAUUGUUGUCAGCUGCCCGCUUGCAUCCAGCCUGCAUACAAACGAGGAAAUUAAACAGAACAAAGAGAAACAAAACAUGGAUUAUCAGACCUCUACGCCUGCUGUAAGAAAGGAAGAUGAACAGCUUGACGAGGCUACAAAGAACAAUCAGAAGGAAACAGAAGACAGCAGUGAGAUGCAAACAGGAAACACAACAACACAACAGAGUAAUGAGGCUGAUAAAGAGACUGUGGGGGAAACAGGAGACCUGCAGCCAUCACAUAAACAUAAAGCAGAAAAAGCUGAAUCACCAAUAAAGGAUACAACAAAGGAGGGUGGAGAAUGGAAGAAAUCUAAAAGCCACACAGAUGAAUCUUCUUUAUCUCCUGACAGAGACAGACCUGCAGGGUCAUCUCAUGACACACCAAAAGCUAAGAUGCAGCCUGGUAGUGAGACUCACAAAACUCCAAUAUUGAACCUGAAACACAGCCAUGACAGGGACUCGGCACAAGAUUUGAGCGGCCAAUCGCAGUCUGCACCAGAUCCAAAUUGCUUUGCUCAGCAACAGGAGCAACAUCAGCAGCAACAUCCCACAGAGGAGCUGUCAGGUGUCUGUUUAGAGGGAAAGGAAACAACUAACGGUCAGGUCAGGCUGGCCCAGACGCUGGUGGUUCAUGUGGAGGAAGGAGACGGCUUUGUCAGGCGGUCAUGUCAGUCAGGAAGCAGGGAUGAGCUGACAGGAGAUGACAAGGAACGAGUGAUGGAUUUAAGGAAAGGUGGAGGAGAUGAAGGGGAAGCUGCAGCAGCGCUCGACAGGGUUUAUGUGACGUCUCACCUUGCCAGUGAUUUAAAUGAGAGUGGAAGUGCUGCUGAGGAAAAUGACUUAGAGCUAAUCACUUCUCACUCUCUUGUAGGAGAGACAAAACAGGGGACGGACGACAAUAAAGGCCAGGUUUUAGGGGUAGCCGGGUCGGUUACAGUUCCUGCGUCAGAAGCUGAGCUUGUGAGUGAUCUGAGCGCUAAAGGUCAGCAAAAAAGCAAACAAUUAACCGCCUGUCAGGACCAUAAUGAAAACCCCGAGACGUCAAAGAACACUGCUGUAUCUGUCGAGUCUGCAUCACACAGACAUGAGGCUUCACCUUUCCGAAUUCCUGCCUCAUCAAAGGUCGGCUCGGACAGUUCUGACAUUCAUGCAGAAGUUCAUACUCCAAGUGCAAAGCAGGCCGACCAAAAGCUGCAAAAAGAUUACAGUGAGAAAAGCCACAGUAGUGGGACUGAGGAGUGUGACAUUCAGGGUGCAAAGUGUGAGCCUUUUGAGCUGCAAAGCUCAGUCACACAGAGCAGCACAGAAGCAGAGACAGCCAUAAAAGGCCCUGAUGUAGAGGAGAUCACAGAGGAGGAUAAAGCAGCUUUGGGACGAGACAAAGCCGACAGCCAGGGGACGGAUCAAAGUGGGAUAAAAGUAGUAAACAAUGAAGCAACACAGAAAGAGAAAGGUGUUCAGGAUGAAGGCAGUGGCUUUGGGUCAGUUAAAGAUUCAGACCUGAGUGAAAGUGAGCUGCCCCAAAGCAGCAGUGAUGGCAUUUGUCUUUUGAAGGAAACAGAAAAUAGCAAUGAUUUAGCAAAUCAAAUAACUGUGGAUACUCAAUCUAGUAUUUCAUCAAAGUGCCUGGAUGAUUUGGCCUCAACACCUCUUGCAGCGAAGCCACAUGAUGAGGUGGUAUUGCCCGAUCCCGCCCAAAACAAUGUUGUAAAACCCAUCACUGCUGCCACUUCCCAAUCUGAAGUAAGACUAGUUGAAGAAGCUACUUCCUGCAUCUCUGCUGUGGGACAUGUGUCUGUGAAUAAAGAGAGUCCUGCUGCUGGACCACGAGCCCCAGAAUCAGAGACAAACUGGAUCAGAGCUCUAAAAGAAGCUGCACUCGAUUCUCAGAGUAAAGAAGAGAAAACAGAGAAGACGGCAAGACGCCUCCCGUCUCUGGAGUCCCCUCAAGAGUUUCUCACUCCGAGUGAGGAGAUAGACGCACCACUGAGGCACGAGGAGAGCCCACCUCCGGAGAAAGAGAUCCCACCUUUGAGGAAGCCGGUGGAUCUUCCUGAGCCUCUAAACAAGACCACAGAGAUCCCACCUUUGAGGAAGCCGGUGGAUCUUCCUGAGCCUCUAAACAAGACCACAGAGAUCCCACCUUUGAAGAAGCCGGUGGAUCUUCCUGAACCUUUAAACAAGACCACAGAGAUCCCACCUUUGAAGAAGCCGGUGGAUCUUCCUGAGCCUUUAAACAAGACCACAGAGAUCCCACCUUUGAAGAAGCCGGUGGAUCUUCCUGAACCUUUAAACAAGACCACAGAGAUCCCACCUUUGAAGAAGCCGGUGGAUCUUCCUGAACCUUUAAACAAGACCACAGAGAUCCCACCUUUGAAGAAGCCGGUGGAUCUUCCUGAGCCUCUAAAUAAGACCACAGAGAUCCCACCUUUGAGGAAGCCCGUGGAUCUUCCUGAGCCUCUAAAUAAGACAGUAGAGCUCCUAGAACCAAGACGGAGCACACAAGUAGAACUCCCGAAAGAACCAGAGAAAGUAGAGCUCUCUGAACAAACCGAGGAGGAACCAAAGGACCGCCAAGAACCCAAACAGAGCACAGAAGAAACUGUCCUUGUAGGAACAGAUCCAGUCGAACUCGGAGAACCUGUCGAGAAAGUCGAGUUUCCAGAACCAACACAGAGCACAACAGAAGAGUUCCCAGAGGACGCAGAGUCGGUAGAGCUCUCAGGACCGAUUGAGAAAGCAGAAGAGCUUUCAGAACAAACACAGAGCACAAAUACAGUAGAGCUCCAACAAGAAACAAAUACAGUAGAGCUCCAACAAGAAACAAAUACAGUAGAGCUCCAACAAGAAACAAAUACAGUAGAGCUCUCAGAACAAAUCGACAAAGAGGAAGAGCCUCAAGAGGAGCUUCAGGAACCAGAAAGAGAGCCGGUACCUUCUCUAGAACCAGCGCAGGAAACAGCUGAGGCCUUCAAGCCAACAGAAAGCACAGCAACAUUGUCAGAGCCAAUAAAAAAUAAAGAACCAGAACCAGUAAAGACCACAGCAGAGCACCAAGAGCCGGAUCUGACAGAGGAGCCAGAGGACAAACCUGCGGAGAUCUCACCUGAGGAGCCCGCCCUAAAAGAGCCAACCGAGGAGCCUGCAGGGACCGACAUAUUACAGGAUCUCACUGAGGCGCUACAGGACAGCUGGCCCCCCCUCGUUGAGCAGGCAGAGAAAGGUGACCGUGCCGCUGCCUCGCCCCCACCUCCGACCUCAGAAUCCUGCAUCCUGCCUGCCUUCCCGCCUCACCUUCACGACAUCACAGAGUUCCCCACUCCUCCUCCCACACCCCCGGAGAGGCACACCUUCGACUCUCUACCAACCCCACCUGCAUCCCCCACUUUCCCUCCUCCUCCUCCUCCUGCAUCUCCUCCUCUACAUCCUGCUGACCAGGGCGAGGACCACCUCCCUGCCUCUGCACCCUUCAACCCCCCUUUAAGGAGCUCAGACUCUGAUGGAGCGUUUGAGACGCCUGAAUCCACGACUCCAGUGAAGGCCGCUUCUCCUACAGAGCCGCAAACACAACAUCUACCAUUCGAUGAUAUAGCAGGAGCAGACUUCUCGUUCUCUGAUCCCGCCUCUGACUUGACCUCGGCUGACAGACCCUGCAGAUCCCCGUCUAUCGUCUUCGAUGAGGACCGGCCCAUCGCAGCGAGCGGUACUUACAACAUUGAAGUUUUGGCUUCAGACACGUCGACUCACACUCUAACACGUUCUCAGAGUCUCCAGGGAGGGGAGCUCGACGCCGAUGCUGACGGCAGUCUGAUCGAAGGAUUGACGGCGGGAGGUUUUCAUUUACAUUCUGAAUCCUUCAGCGUGGGGACCGAGAGCGCACCCGGGACCCUCCACAGGCCGAAGAAAGUCCGCCCGGGGUCUUUGAAAAAGAAACCGUUCCUAAGACAGAACUCCAACCCGGAGAGUCCGAGGCCGGCGUCAUCCGGCGGCACCCCGGAGAUCAACAGGAGGGCAAAGCCGAGAACCGCCAGCCCCCUGCAGGCUCAGGAGGAGGCAGACGGAGGAUCUGCGACCCCGAGUCCCGGAGGAACACUCAGAAAGACCAGGAAGAGCCGAGUGGUGACUCCCCCCCCUCUCCCCGAGGAGACCGGUCACACAAUCCCCGCCUUACCCUUGUGCCAGGAGGAGACUCCUCCCCCUUGUAGUCCACCGAACAGAGAGGAAUCCCCCAUCCCUCCGGCGACCUCCUACCAAUGGGAUCCAGAUAACUUUGACAACAUCGACCCUUUCAAAACUGGAGGAAGUAAAAUAGCAAAUUCCCCCGUCCUGGGCCGUAAAGAUCCUGUGUGCGCCGCCGUUUCUGACCCUCCAGAAAGCCCCGCUGUAGAUCCGAGUCCUCCGAGUCCUCCGGCUCUCAAAGAGUCGACCGCCGACCCCGAAGAGCAGCCCAUCCUCCCCAAACGUCAGCCGGUAAGACUGGAGUUUGACUAUUCCGAGGAGGGCAGCGAGGCGUCCCACAGGGCCUCCCCUCCCCCGCCCAAGAAAGUGGGCAAGAAGCCGGGUGGCAAGAUGCCUCUGAGGAAACCGAAGCUGGGUCUGAAGAAGGCCCCCCCGGCGCAGACCGAGCAGCUGGACAACAACCCUCCGGACUCUUGCAACGGAAACGAUGAAGAGAUCCCCGUUCACAAAGGGUCAUACAACUUUGAACCCGACAAGUGGGACGAUCCAAACUUCAACCCGUUCAGCCCGAAGAAAGGUGUCGGCAACUCGCCCAAACUCCCCAGGCCGUCUCAUAGCUUCAACUCCGAUGACUUCGACGACUCGAUAGACCCGUUCAAAUCCACCAACAAGAUGGCCGACUCUCCCCCUAAGGCGUCCGCCUCGUUCGAUGUGUCGUCCAGCGACUUUGACAACGACAACGAGAAUGACAACGUCGCAGAACUGGGCGACCAAAAUCAGAACAAACCGGCCAAGAAGAAGAAAACUCCCAUCAAAUCUAACACUUUCAGAGUGAAGCGGUCGCCCAAGAAAUCUCCGCUGUCUGAACUUUGUCAGGAUCCUCCACCCGCAGAUGAACCCUCCUCUCUGCACGCGCAGGACGACCACGCCACCGACGAGGAGAAGCUGGCCUCUUCCACGGGUCACAAGUGGAACCUGCACGACAUGGAGGCGGACUUGAACUCCGACCAGCAGGACUUCCCUCAGCCGAGUGACCUCACGUCCUUUGUGAACGAGAGCAGUCUCCCUCACCGGGCUCCAGCACAAGACUAUGAAAUCGAGUACAUGGAGAAGAUCGGCUCCUCCUCGCCUCCGCUGUCCCUGAAGAAGCCGUCUUUGUACCUGAAGCUGGACUCUGUGUCGGACAGCUUAACCAAGAAUAUGCACAAGCAUGGAUCAGAGCCCAGCUCCCCCUGCACAGGGAGUUUUGAGGAGAUGGAAGCCCAGAUCUCGGCGGGUAUGAAGAUGCCGGUCCUGAGCACACGGCCCGGUCCCGAGGGCUCCGCCGGGGAUAAGGGCAGGAAGAGAGAGAGCGAGUCGCUCAGCCGAACGCAGAGCACAGAGAGGGACGAGCAGCCCCCUAGCCAAGGCCCCGUGGAAGCUCCAGCCCCGGCUAUGCCCCCGUUAGACAUGCUGUCCGAGUGCGACGACCCCCUGCAGUACCUGGAGUCCGACCUGGCCGAGACCAACCCUACCGCAUUCGCCCAAAAACUACAGGAGGAGCUGGUGCUUGCUGCCCUGAGGAUAGAGGCACUGCAGUCUCGACUCAAGAAACCCAGCAAUCGUCGGUGGAAUAUCAACGGUUCACCCUUACUCAAAGCAUUAUUUGGGGGGAUUGUCUCUUUAGGACAGAGCUCUGAGCAAAAGUUUCCCCCACAAAGUGACAUCACACACAGAGACCUGUCCUCGCCCGUAGAGAGCGCCGUGUCCAAGAACUCCCUGUACACCAGGACCAACAGCAGCAGUUACAUCGACGGGGAGAGCCCCCACCUGCCCGGAGAGCUGGACCACUCGCUGGGCAUCGCACGAGAGGAGAUUGUGUCAAAGGAGAAAGAAGUGCUGGAGUGGCAGAGGAAGUAUGAAGACAGCCGGCAGGAGGUGGUGGAGAUGAGGAGGAUCGUUUCAGAGUAUGAGAAGACGAUUGCUCAGAUGAUAGGCAUGCCAGAGGAUGACCAGAAGGAGAAGUCUCUGUCCCAUCACACCAUCCAGCAGCUGAUCAUGGAGAAGGACCAGGCGCUCUCCGACCUCAACUCGGUGGAGAAGUCCCUGGCCGACCUCUUCAGACGCUACGAGAAGAUGAAAGAUGUUCUGGAGGGCUACAGAAAGAAUGAAGAGGUUCUGAAGAAAUGUGCUCAAGAGUAUCUGUCCCGGGUCCGUAAGGAGGAGCAGCGCUACCAAGCCCUGAAGAUCCAUGCAGAGGAGAAACUAGACAGGGCCAAUUCAGAGAUAGCUCAGGUGCGAGUUAAGGCGAAGCAGGAGCAGGCCGCCUACCAGGCCAGCGUGAGGAAGGAGCAGAUGAAGGUGGACUCUCUGGAGCGUACUUUGGAACAAAAGAACAAAGAGAUCGAGGAGCUGACAAAGAUCUGUGACGAGCUGAUCGCCAAGAUGGGGAGGAGUUAGCGGCCUUACCGCGCCCAAGCCAAACCUCGUAGAGAAAUUUAGCAGUUUUUUGGAAACACUCCUUAACCAAAUGAAGCAGAAUCAUAACAAGUAACCUUUUCCACUCUUCCAAGGACUUUACGGACUUUAAAGGACAAAGAAGGUCUUUGGCUUGAUUUCCUACUGAGCGGGAUCCCCAGGAGACGCUCCUCUUAAUCACUCUGUACAUUUUUUGAUGUGUCAGUGUUCUGUACUGUAUCAGGGGGGUCUGGUCUUAGAAAAUGUAUCAUAUCACUGAUUCUAAAUGUGUGUGAGUGUGUGUAUGAUAAUGAGAAAAUGAGAGCGUUGUUUGUGGGAUUAAAUUAUCUAUGACGUUGCCAUGACAGCCACUGAGGGUGAAGACUGUUUACCUGCUCCUGUAGUUGUUGUUUCCUUUUCAAUAUGAGAGACGGACACUUUGACUAAACAGCGACUUAGAAAGAGUCUUAAAAAUAUCGAUGCACCACAAAGAGAACACAAACGAUCACAAUAACCUCCUGCAUGUGAGAGAGACAGAACAAUGUUAACGUUUGUAUAUAGUGUACUGUAGCAAAGUAUGAAAAAGAUUCCUCUGCAUCCUUUUUUAAAAAAGUUAUUCUGACGCCCUCCCGCCUCGUCGCUCCCCUCAUUUAAACCCUUGUAGAUAAUUGUCAUACUUAUUGUAGCUUUCUCAAUGAAAUUGUGGGACUUAUAUUUUGGAUUUUAUUUUGAUAUAAAGCAAACUAAUCUUGUGACUGUAUUCCUGUUGUGACCAGGAGUCAUUUAAUGUUUUGGAUGUCCUAGUCCUGCUAUGGUCGUUUGUGUCACACUGAGGAAGAAGUCUUCUCUGCACAGCUCCUGUACAGCAUCUGCUUACAAAGUGCAAUAAAAGAUGGCAAUACAGCA
This is a messenger RNA of Labrus bergylta (ballan wrasse), 8587 nucleotides long. The record is from RefSeq and is a predicted model, not a curated record. NCBI's taxonomy places the organism in Eukaryota, Metazoa, Chordata, Actinopteri, Labriformes, Labridae.